AUGGGCACGGCAGCGGGGGAUGGUGGUAAGGGUUUAAGGGCUGAGAAAGUGAGGAGGAUAUUCCAGAGGUUUGACGGGAAUGGUGAUGGCGGGCUCGACCGGGAGGAGAUGGCGGCGCUGGUGGUGGCCGUCAAUCCUCGCGUCAAGUUCAGCAACGAGCAGAUCAACGCCAUCCUCGACGAGGUCUUCCGCACAUACGCGGGAUUCAUCUUGCCCGAGCGCGGCCUCACACUGGACGGCCUCCUCCGCACCUACGAGGAUGGCGCCGGCGACGUGGACCGCGAUUUCGACGCCCUCGGCCUCGGCCUCGGGGAUCCUCCUCCCCAUCCCUCUCCUCCCACCGCCGUGGCCCCCCCUGUGCCUGCAGCUGGCUCCGUUGUCUCCGAGGCAUCCUCCUCCGUUGCGCCUAUAGAUCGCGCCUCUUCUGGAGUCACCCCAGCCGAUCCUCUCGAGGCACAGCAGCAGCAGCGGACAGCGGCUUGGGCGGCGUCCCCCAACCACGGGAUCCGAUUCAAAGAGACUUGGCAGCUUGUGGACGACCUGGAAAUUCUGAUAAAGAGGGUACGAGUGCAGCAGAUGAAGAAGGAUGCCAAGGUGAAGUCCUCGGCAGCAGGAGACAGCAGCAACACCCUGGAUAGCUUCUCUGACGCGGGCUGGUCGAGGGAGCUCGGGCCUCCUCAUGAGGGGGCCCCGCGGUUCUCCUGGGAUGAAGGAACCCGGGACUUCGCCACCUUCAGGAAGGAGCUCAACGCCCUCCGCAGCCGCGCUGACGGCGCGCAGUCCAGAGAGGAGUCCUUCGACGGGCACAUGGCGAUAGGGCGUGGUCUGUACGCGCACCUGCUGUUCGGAGAGGCGUUGGUGAGCUUCCGACGCGCCUGCGAUUUGCAGCCGACUGAUGUCCGGCCGCACUUCCGCGCGGGCAAUGCACUUCAUGCCCUCGGUAAGCACGCAGAGGCGAAGGAGGAGUUCCUGCUUGCCCUGGAGGCGGCAGAAGCGAGUGGUAACCAGUGGGCAUACCUUCUUCCUCAGAUCCACGUCAAUCUUGCGAUCGCAAUGGAAGGGGAGGGAAUGCUCCUUAGCGCCUGUGAGCAUUAUCGCGAGGCGGCGAUUCUUCUCCCCACCCAUUUCAGGGCCUUGAAGCUACUGGGCAGCGCACUUUUUGGGGUGGGUGAGUUUAGGGCGGCGGAGAAGGCCCUGGAGGAGGCCAUAUUCCUCAGCCCUGCCUAUGCAGAUGCGCAUUGUGACCUUGGCUCGGCAUUGCAUGCCUUGGGGGAGGACGAAAGGGCAAUUCAGGAGUUCCAGAAAGCGAUCGACUUGAAACCCGGGCAUGUAGACGCACUUUACAAUCUUGGAGGUCUGUUUAUGGCUGUUGGCAGGUUUCCAAGGGCUUCAGAGAUGUACACAAGGGUUCUGUCAGUGAGGCCAAACCACUGGAGAGCUCAGCUGAAUAAGGCAGUCUCAUUGCUGGGAGCUGGAGAAGCUGAGGAUGCAAAGAAGUCACUUCAGGAGGCCUUCAGAAUGAGCAAGAGGGUCGAGGUGCAUGAUGCAAUUGCACACCUUAAGACUCUUCAGAGGAAGAAAUUGCUGAAAGGCGGUGGAGCUGAAGGUGACAAUGGCUAUCUUGUUAUUGAGCCAUCAAAGUUCAAGCAGGUGGGAAGGAAGACAACACUGAGGCAGGAGCUGGCCACUGCUCUUCAGAUCAGGGCUUUCCAGAUAGUCACCAGGAUGAGCCGUUGUGAUGUUGACCACUUGAAAAAUGAAAUGAGCAGGGCUGAAGUACCCGUUUCGUACUCUGGUAGUGGUGUUCCUGAAAAGUCUAUCCGCAAAGCUGCAUUGGAGGUCAUUCUCCGCAAACUGCUCCACUUCCUCAAGCCUGAAACAUUUCAGGGAGCUGUGAAGGCCAUCAAUGAGAGGAUUCUCUCAGUCUUAGAUUAUUCAGGUUCGGGCAGAGUGGACUUGGGUAUGUUCUUUGCCAUGUUAGCUCCCAUUUGUUCAGGCAAUCUCGACAGGCGAAAGCGAGCAGUCUUUGAUGCACUUCUGUGGCGGCCUAAUGAUGAAGGAGCCUUAAUCAAGAAAGCAGAUGCAAUUACUUACCUUAAAACUCUGAGGGCCAUUUACAUCCCUUCUCUUGGUGUCAGUGACAUGAUGGAGCUUCGUGGGGACUCUGACACCUCAUUGGUUUCUUUUCCAGAAUUUAUAGAGAUGUUUGAUGAUCCAGACUGGGGAUUUGGAAUUUUGGGCACAUUGGUGAAACUUGAAUCUGGGGACAAUAUAAGGCAUGCUGACCAUUACUGCUCCACAUGUCGGUACCCAAUCAUUGGUUCUAGGUUCAAAGAGAUAAGUUAUGGCUUCAGCCUGUGUAAUUAUUGCUACAGUGAAGGAAAGGUACCAUCUACUUUCAAGUUAGAGGAGUACAGAUUCAAAGAAUAUGGAAGAGAGGCUGAAGCCAUGAAAGAUAAGUGUGUAUGCUUUAAAUUUCACUCUAAGAGCAACUAA
This is a messenger RNA of Spirodela intermedia, 2496 nucleotides long. The record is from the annotation of a GenBank genome assembly. Lineage: Eukaryota; Viridiplantae; Streptophyta; Magnoliopsida; Alismatales; Araceae.